AUGUGGAAAAGUCAUUCGUUUUUGCACGAUUUUCUUUCAGCCCAACGAUGUAUUUGUCGCAAGUGCCGUCUGCAGAAGUGCAUGAACGUAGGAAUGUCUGCAGAAGGUGUCCAAAACAAGCGCGAUCCUAUUAAUCCACGAAUCUGCGAGAAGAUAGAACCGGAGAAGUACACGAACGUUAUGACAUCGAAUCCAUCGGAAAACGAGAGCGUUGAGGAUACGCGCAAGAAAGAAGAAACACGAUGCAAUGUCGUCAAAAAAGGUGUGUUUAUUAAACUAUUACGUGAAGCACUCAAGACGUAUGUGCCUUCAGAGAUAUCAGCACGAAUGUGA
This is a messenger RNA of Cooperia oncophora, 333 nucleotides long. The record is from the annotation of a GenBank genome assembly. NCBI's taxonomy places the organism in Eukaryota, Metazoa, Nematoda, Chromadorea, Rhabditida, Trichostrongylidae.